This is a messenger RNA of Caenorhabditis remanei, 1572 nucleotides long. RefSeq lists its product as uncharacterized. Gene Ontology annotation, molecular function: glycerol kinase activity. Gene Ontology annotation, cellular component: mitochondrion. The transcript has 9 exons. The coding region runs from base 1 to 1572 and encodes 523 amino acids. NCBI's taxonomy places the organism in Eukaryota, Metazoa, Nematoda, Chromadorea, Rhabditida, Rhabditidae. Gene Ontology annotation, biological process: glycerol metabolic process; glycerol-3-phosphate biosynthetic process; triglyceride metabolic process. The record is from RefSeq and is a predicted model, not a curated record.
AUGGACCUCUACGGCGAAAACUACGUUCUGACAGUGGACAUCGGCACAACGACCAUCCGUUCAGUACUGUAUGACUCGAAUUGCGAAGAACGAGGCAGUUAUCAAGAAAAGGUCAACACUAUCUACUCUACGGGAAACGAUGAUGAAGUUCUGGUCGAAAUUGAGCCGGAGCAAUUGUUUCAACAAUUUCUGCGGGUUAUCGAAAGAGUUUAUAAAACCCUCCCACCCAAUGCACAUGUCAAUGUUGGUCUUUGCACUCAACGAAACUCGAUUGUCCUUUGGAACAAAAAGACAAGAAAGGAAGAGACACGGAUUAUCUGCUGGAACGACAAAAGAGCCAACAAAACAUGUCACCAACUCAAUAACUCUUUCAUUCUGAAAGGAUUGAACAUUGCUGGAGGAGUACUUCACUUCCUCACCAGGAAAAACCGUUUCCUUGCUGCUCAACGACUCAAAUUUCUCGGAGGAAUGGUUUCUCAUAGACUCAUCGUCACUAUCAACAGAUCUGAGAAGUUGAAAAGAAUGAAAGCUGAAGGAGACCUUUGUUUUGGAUCACUCGAGACAUGGUUGCUGAUGAGAUCGUCAAAAAGCAAUACGCUUUGUGUGGAGGCUUCGAAUAUCUCUCCAUCCGGAAUGUUUGACCCGUGGAUUGGCGCCUACAAUCAUAUGAUCAUGAAGAUCAUCGGAUUCCCAACUGAUAUGCUCUCUCCAAUCGUCGACUCAAAUCUCAGUGACAUGGCCAAAAAGCCGAUCAUCGACCGUUCACAUAUUGGAAGUGAAAUGACAAUAUCAUCAAUUAUUGCCGACCAACAAGCUGCAAUGUUCGGAUGCGGAACGUGGGAGAAAGGAGAUGUGAAAAUCACAUUAGGAACUGGAACAUUCGUGAACGUUCACACUGGAACGACUCCAUAUGCAUCCAUGUCUGGAUUAUAUCCACUUGUCGGAUGGAGAAUUAACGGAGAAACUGAUUUCAUUGCCGAGGGAAAUGCCCAUGACACAGCUGUAAUUUUACAUUGGGCACAAUCGAUUGGUCUAUUCAAUGAUGUAACAGAAACAUCCGAUAUUGCUAUGUCUGUUGAGCAUUCAAAUGGAGUGGUCUUUGUUCCAGCAUUCUGUGGGAUUCAGACACCUAUUAAUGACGAAACGGCUUGUUCCGGAUUCCUCGGCAUCCGACCAGACGCUACUAAAAAGCACAUGAUCCGAGCUGUUCUGGAAUCGAUCGCUUUCCGAGUUUAUCAAAUUUACUCAGCUGCUGAGUCAGAAGUCUACGUAAACAAAAACUCUCCAGUCAGAAUUUGCGGAGGAGUGUCUAACAACAACUUCAUUUGCCAAUGCAUUGCUAACCUUCUCGGACGUCCAGUCGAAAGAAUGACCAAAUCAGAUCAUGUUGCUGCACGUGGAGUUGCAAUGCUUGCUGGUUACUCACAAGGACUGUGGAACAAGGAACAAAUGAAACAACUUGUUACCAUUGAUGACGUCUUCACCCCCAACUUGGAAUCCAGGAAAGGUCUUCUCAGAAGUUUCGAGAUUUGGAAGAAAGCAGUUGACCGUUGUCUUGGAUUCUAUCAAUAA